Micropterus salmoides (largemouth bass) is the source of this 2318-nucleotide messenger RNA. It is a transcript of the gene slc2a15b, whose product is annotated as solute carrier family 2 member 15b. Gene Ontology annotation, biological process: monosaccharide transmembrane transport. The transcript has 12 exons. Gene Ontology annotation, molecular function: hexose transmembrane transporter activity. Gene Ontology annotation, cellular component: membrane. Lineage: Eukaryota; Metazoa; Chordata; Actinopteri; Centrarchiformes; Centrarchidae. The coding region runs from base 1 to 1542 and encodes 513 amino acids. The record is from RefSeq and is a predicted model, not a curated record.
AUGGCGGAGGAACUGUUACUGGAAAACGAUGCAAAGAUCAGCACGCAUCUUACUAUGCCUCUGCUGGUGGUGGCUUUUCUGGCGUCAUUCGGCAGCUCCAUGCUCUAUGGCUACAAUUUGGCAGUCGUCAACUCUCCUGCACAGUACAUCAAAGAAUUCUACAAUGAGACCAUGAUAGAAAGUUAUGACUGGACUCCGGAGGAGGAGCUCCUCACCGUCUUGUACUCCCUCACCGUGUCGAUCUUUGCUAUUGGUGGGAUGGUCGGGGCCCUGCUGGUGGGCAAACUCGUCACCAAAUAUGGAAGGAAAGGGACGCUGGUGAGAGCCACUGUGCUGGUGUUUAUAGGAGGAGGUCUUAUGGGCUUCAGCAGAUGGUGGAGGAUGCCUGAGAUGGUCAUUAUUGGACGCUUCAUCACAGGAAUACACUCAGGUAUCUCUCUCAGUGUGGUGCCGAUGUACCUUGGUGAGAUCGCCCCCAAGAACCUGCGAGGCUUCCUGGGCCUCGUUCCCAGCAUUCACAUUUGUCUUGGAGUCUUCAUCGCUCAGGUCCUGGGACUCCAUGAACUGCUGGGAAAGGAGGAGCACUGGCCUCUGCUCCUGUCCCUGGUGGUGUUUCCCACAAUGCUCCAGCUUAUGCUGUUGCCAUGGUUUCCAGAGAGUCCACGGUACCUGUUAAUAGAGAAGGGAAAUGUUCAUGCCACCAUCGCAGCCCUCAAAUGGUACCGUACUAAGGGAAACAUUCAGGCAGAGGUGGAAGAGAUGCAGGAGGAACAGCGCUCUCUUUCCUCCAUCCAGACCAUCUCUGUUCGCGGCCUACUCAUGGACCGCUGUGUUCGCUGGCAGGUCAUCACCAUUGCGGUUGUCAACGUUGGCAUGCAGCUGUCUGGCAUUGAUGCGAUCUGGUUCUACACAAAUGACAUAUUUGAGGACGCAGGAAUCCCAGAACCUCAUAUUCAGUACACAACAGUGGGAACUGGUGCCAUUGAGGUCAUUGCUGGGUUGCUGGGGUGCUUUACUAUUGAGCGUCUGGGCAGAAGACCUCUGAUGAUUGGUGGAUUCCUGUUCAUGGGACUCUGCUGUGCUGGGAUCACAGUGUCUGUCUUCUUCCAGGCGCAGCUGUCCUUCAUGCGCUACAUCAGUGUGGGCUGCGUUGUUGGGAUUAUUGCUGGCUUCUGCAUCGGCCCAGCUGGUGUGCCUUUCCUGAUCACUGCAGAGCUGUUUAAGCAGUCACACCGACCGGCUGCCUACACUGUGGCCGGCUGCCUCAACUGGUUGUCCAACUUCACCAUCGGCUUUGUCUUUCCCUUCCUAGAGACAGCUACAGGUCCUUACUGUUACCUGAUCUUCUGUGCGAUCUGCUUGGGAGUGGCCUUGUACACCAUCUUCAUUAUUCCUGAGACCAAGAAUAAAACCUUUAUGGAGAUCAGCCAGAUGUUCGCUGCCAAGAACAACAUCCUCAAAGACGAGCUGACUCCCAAUGGACAUCUCAAAAUGGCUGUGAUGAACGGCUACGGAACCCUUGGCCAACACGACGAAAAAUAAGGAGUGAAGAGGUGGACCUACAUGUAAAUGAUGGUUUUCUUCUCUCAGUGGGCCUUCUUUGUUUUUAAUGACUGAAGAAGCUGUAGCAGAGAUAAAAGGUGGAAUUUCUGUGGCCACGAGGAGAUCUGCUGCUUCAUGUGGAAACUACAAAGACCAAUGCGUACGCAUACACACACAAUCGUUUCUGUUAAUCCCCAGUCAAAGUACAUCACGUGAGACAGAGGUCAUGUGGUCAAGCAUUUCAAAUGAACCAUCAGUGACAUUUUAAUCCAUUUCUCUGCAUCUUAAAGCAUUUUUACAGGAGCUGAAUUGGUUUCUCACAGUGCCCUCAGAUCUUUUAAUAUCCGGAUUAGCUUUACUUUGUUUGAAAACGCCCCAUGAUCACUUCAUUAGCACCGCCUUACACUAGCAUGUAAGGCGGUGCUUCCAUCAGUGUACUGAAGAAAGGUAUAAAAGCAACCUUUUACAAUGUUGAAAGUAUUCAGCUCAAGGUGAACAUCUUGAUGAAGAACUUCAGUUGUCUUUCUUUCCAUCUUCGUCCAGUUUGUGAUUUUGUCUCUUUGUACGUAUGAGAGCUGGAUACUGUGGCUACUGCAGUAGUUAUUUCCUAUGACUGUCCAUAUUUGCUCAAAUAGAUGCACAUGUAUGUAAAGCUUCUUAGUAUCACAUCACGGUAGCUUUACAAGUUUGUUGGAUGUUUUACCUCUUUGUAAAUUUUAUGGUGGAGUCGGUAGCACUGAGAGACAACACAAUAUAGAGAUGUUUGAACAUGAAAA